AUGGCAGCUCCUUAUAAUUUGUGGCUUGGAGGCAAGGAGCAACAGGGAAGGGAACCUCUGAUUCCUGUUGAGGAUCCUUCUACUGGUGAGAUCUUUGCACAGUGCCAUGCAGCCUCAGAAGAAGAUGUAGAAGCCGCAGUCCAGGCUGCUCAUGCGGCAUACAAGAGCGGCAUCUGGUCUCGAGCAAGUCGCCACGAGCGCGCAGAUGUCUUGGAGAAGUGUGCGAUUUUACUCACAGAAUCCCUACCUGAGCUCAUCGCACUGGAAGUAAAACAGACCGGUCGGGCAAUCCGUGAAAUGAAGGCCCAGGUCCCCUCCCUUAUCAAGUGGUUCAAAUACUAUGCCGCCAUUCUUCGUGUGGAAGAGCGAUCUGUUUUACCAACGGUUGGAAAGUUACACAACUUUGUUGAUCGGGUUCCACUGGGCGUGGUGGUUCAAAUCACCCCUUUCAAUCAUCCGCUCCUGAUUGCAGUGAAAAAGCUAGCACCCGCACUCGCAGCGGGAAACAGCGUCAUCCUUAAGCCAAGUGAGCUUACACCUCUGAGUUCCCUCCUUCUAGCGAAGAUUGUCCAUCAGGCAGGAAUUCCCGCUGGUGUUCUCAGUGUGUUAUCCGGCUAUGGAGCGACUACCGGCAAGGCUCUAGUCUCGCAUCCACUUGUGCGCAAGGUCGAUAUAACUGGGGGCACGGCUGCUGGGAAGGCAAUUGGAAGCAUAGUUGGUGGAAAUUUGUCCAAGUACACCGCAGAGCUGGGUGGGAAGGCCCCUUUGAUUGUAUUUGAAAAGGCCAAUGUUGAUGUCGCGGUGAACGGAAUUGCCUUCGGAAGCUACAUUGCCAGUGGGCAAACAUGUGUUGCCAGCACACGAAUUAUUGUGGCCAACACCAUAAUAGAAGAAGUUUUGCAAAAGCUGACGGCGAAAGUCGAUGGGAUCACGCGACAAAUGGGGGAUCCUAGCAACCCUGAGUCGAUGAUGGGGCCACUGAUAUCCAAGAGACAAUUACAAAAUGUCGAAAGGCUAGUCACGGAUGCUUUGGAAAAUAAUGCCAAAGCGCUGAUCGGAGCUAAACGCAUGACCGGGUCUGGCUCCUUAGAUGGGUUCAAUUUCUCGAAGGGAUAUUUUUAUGAACCGACCGUUCUCGUCUCUACUGAAGGCAACAGCAUUCUCAAUUCUGCUAUAUGGCAAGAAGAAGCAUUUGGCCCUGUUAUUGUUGUGGUGGGGUUUGAUUCCGAAGAGGAAGCUAUUGCCCUAGCAAAUGAUACAGAAUUUGGCUUGGGAGCGGGAAUCUGGACGGAGGAUCUUGGACAAGCAUUCCGGGUCUCCGAGCAAAUCGAGGCGGGGAUUGUCUGGGUAAAUACUCAUCACCGAAACGACCCUAGCAGCCCAUGGGGAGGUGUGAAGAGCGCAAGUGGUGUUGGAAGUGAAAAUGGCAUCGAUUCAUAUCAUGCUUACUCGAUGACCAAAAGCACAAUUGUGAACUUUGCGACCAGUGACGAGUCCCUAGCUCAGGAUGACUGGUUUAGUGAGGGGUCAAGGAAUGUUAGAUAUGGAUGA
Messenger RNA from Penicillium malachiteum, 1551 nucleotides. RefSeq names its product aldehyde dehydrogenase. The transcript is spliced from 3 exons. Bases 1 to 1551 code for a protein of 516 amino acids. NCBI's taxonomy places the organism in Eukaryota, Fungi, Ascomycota, Eurotiomycetes, Eurotiales, Aspergillaceae. The record is from RefSeq and is a predicted model, not a curated record. Gene Ontology annotation, molecular function: aldehyde dehydrogenase (NAD+) activity.